This is a messenger RNA of Myotis myotis, 3193 nucleotides long. It is a transcript of the gene SPATS2, whose product is annotated as spermatogenesis associated serine rich 2. The coding region runs from base 730 to 2280 and encodes 516 amino acids. Gene Ontology annotation, cellular component: cytoplasm. The transcript has 15 exons. Gene Ontology annotation, molecular function: protein binding. The record is from RefSeq and is a predicted model, not a curated record. NCBI's taxonomy places the organism in Eukaryota, Metazoa, Chordata, Mammalia, Chiroptera, Vespertilionidae.
CCCGCUCGGGAAGAGUUGGGGGAGGAGCGCGGCGGCGGCGGCGGCUCUGGAAGAGGCGAAGGAGGCGGCGGAGCUGCUUACCUCUUCUCAGACCCCGGAGCGUCCCGGACACGGAGCCCGGAACUGGGGGGACACGGCGACUGCGGGGACCCGGCGUCGGUUGCAGUACGUAUUUUACCUGUGGUUAAUGAAGCAGGAGAGGACGGGUCUCCAGAAACAGGCGGCUAUCUUGCUUUUGAGUCAGAAUCAUCCUGGAGAGACAUGAAUGUCUGCAAUGAUAUUUCCUGAUAAGAAGAUAAUAGAAAGAAAGGAGAUCACCAGUUAGCAGAAUUUCAAAUAACCAGGAUUUUGUACUUAACACCUCCAACUACAGACUUCUCUUGCCUACCUUUAAAUCAGAGAUAACUACAAUCAGAACCCAGACAAGGCAAAAGAAUACUUUACUUCUGUAUCUUUUGAGAUAAAAGAAACUGCAAUGUCCAGGAAACAAAACCAGAAGGAGGCCCUGUGCAUGAAAAUUCACACACUUGGGUGUGUCCCUCAGCCCAGCCUGCGCCCUCUCGCAGUCCGGGAGCCCUCAGUGGAUGUCUGACUGACAGCUUAGGCCCGCUCCCUGGAGGGGAGGCGACCUGGCAGGCUCAUCAGGGGACGGAGCCAGUUGAUUCAUCAGGAUUCAUUUUCGAUUUGCAGUCCAAUACUGUACUGGCCCAGGGAGGAACUUUUGAAAACAUGAAAGAGAAGAUAAAUGCAGUGCGUGCAAUAGUUCCCAAUAAGAGCAACAAUGAAAUCAUCCUGGUUUUGCAGCACUUUGAUAAUUGUGUGGACAAAACAGUACAAGCAUUUAUGGAAGGUAGUGCCAAUGAAGUACUCAAAGAAUGGACAGUAACAGGCAAGAAAAAGAACAAAAAGAAGAAAAGCAAACCAAAACCUGCAAUCGAAGCAAGUAACAGUAUCCUAGAUUCCAGUAAAUUGGUUUCUAUUCAAGAGGAGCAGUCCACGCCUUCUCCAGAAAAAGGUGAUAUUAAUGGUUACCAUGUUAAUGGUGCCAUCAAUGAUACUGAGUCUGUGGACUCACUCAGUGAAGGUGUGGAGACACUUUCAAUAGAUGCCAGAGAAUUGGAGGAUCCUGAGUCUUCCAUGCCAGAUGUGCUGGACAGAACAGGAUCCAUGCUGGAAAAUGGUGUCUUUGAUUUUGAGUCCAAGUCUUUGACUACGCACCCUACUCAGAAUUCCCAACAAAAUAGGAAUGCUAGCAAAUCUCUCUCAAGACCUCAGUUUUCAAAUUUGGGCAUGGAAGAUGUUCCACUCUCCUCCACCAACAAAAAGCUAGGUUCCAAUAUUGAAAAAUCUGUGAAAGACCUCCAGCGCUGCACAGUGUCUCUUGCACGAUAUCGAGUUGUAGUUAAAGAAGAGAUGGAUGCUUCCAUUAAGAAAAUGAAACAAGCUUUUGCUGAAUUGCAGAGCUGUUUAAUGGACCGAGAAGUGGCAUUGCUGGCUGAAAUGGACAAAGUGAAAGCUGAAGCAAUGGAAAUUUUGCUCAGCCGACAAAAGAAAGCUGAACUUCUAAAGAAGAUGACUGAUGUGGCUGUUCGAAUGUCAGAAGAGCAGUUGGUUGAGCUCAGAGCUGAUAUCAAGCACUUUGUUAGUGAACGUAAAUAUGACGAGGAUCUGGGAAGAGUAGCCCGGUUCACCUGUGACGUGGAGACCCUAAAGAAGAACAUUGAUUCAUUUGGACAAGUGUCCCAUCCAAAGAACAGCUAUUCAACCCGAUCGCGAUGUAGCUCAGUUACAUCUGUGUCCCUGAGUAGCCUGUGUGAUGCCCCUGCUGCUGCUGUUGCUGCUGCUGCUUCCACCUGUGCCUCUGGUCCCAGCCUUACAAGUACUAACAAGAAAAACUCGGCACCAGGAGAGACUCCUGCAGGCAGAGCAGACUCCAGUGGCCGGUCCUAUCAGCCUCAUCGUCAGGUGUUGCCGGGGAACCGACGAGGAGGACAAGGCUACAGGCCGCAAGGCCAAAAGCUCAGUGACCCCACGAACCAAGAACAACAUGACAGUAUGGGUCGUUACAGAAAUAGCUCAUGGUAUUCAUCUGGUUCCAGGUAUCAGAGUUCACAACCCCAGGCACCAGGAAAUGCUAGUGAACGGGGCCAGGCGCUCUCUGCAGGGAACAAUGGAACUGGAGCCAGCAUGGAACCCAGCCCACCUAAGCCCUCAUUCAAAAGGGGCCCACUCCCCCAGCGCAAACCCAGGACCUCUCAUCCUGCAGCUGUGAACUCUUGAGGGAAAUUCCAAUUGGCCUUUCUCCUUUAUCCCACAUAAUUCAACUUGGUAACUGGACUUUAGGAAACUUAUAGUUAGAUUUAAUAACAGAAAGACGUUUUCGCAUAUCAGUUUUUAUACCAUUCUAAAUAUUUCUUUCCUCAUUUCCUCAUUAUUCUUGGAAGGCAAUCUUUUUUUUCCCCUUGACCUUUCCCCGUGAUUUGGAUUCAUUCUGAUUGGUCAUUUCUACCAGGAAUCAUGGGCAAUGAUGGCCAAGUUUCCCAAGAGUAAGCAGUGUUCUUCCCAGGGCACCAGGCCUUUCAGUUGCCCGCAGAGGCCGUCCUCAGCAGCCCCCACGGUCAGGCUCUCAGGAGUGGAUGGGCCGGCGCUAGUCCUACUGCCUUUCCAGUCUAAGAGGAGCCACACAUGCCUGUCAGGUUCCCUCUAAACAACAGUUUCACCAGGAGAGGCACUGAGGGGAUUGUGUACUGCACUGAAUUAGAGAAGUGGAAAAUUUAAUUGGUGAAAAGGAAAAAAAGACUAGGAAAUAUUUAAGAAUCUGCCUCUCACAAAGUGCCUGAGAUUGACACUCAGAUCAGGGUUUCAGUCUCCCACUUGGCAUGAUAGCUUAACCUGCAGUUUCUUCAAAAUAUCCAAAGCUUUGUUUCCUUAAUUUCCUUAGACUGCAAACGUGUCUAGGGAAGUCCAUGGGAAAAUAGCAUUUAUUUAAAGUUAAAAGAGGGGGGAAAGUAUUUCUUUGCUUUAAUGUUUGAAGAUUUUUGUUGUUAUUAUUCUCAUUCUAAAUCGUAUUCUUAUCCUAAAUCAAAUUUAUAGCUAUGUAAUUAGUGUUAAUCUAAGUGUUACUCAUCAAAAAAUUGCCACAGUCAAUCUUUAGAGUUGAGUAAAUAAAAACAACUGCAUAAAUGUUCCCACA